AAGGUGCUGAGGCACGAGGAGUUCGAGGAGGGCUGCAAAGCCAGCUGCAACGGCCCUUACGAUGGAAGAUGGAGUAAAACGAUGGUGGGAUAUGGGCCAGAAGACAAUCACUUUGUUGCAGAAUUGACUUACAAUUACGGUAUCGGAGAGUAUCGCCUGGGCAAUGACUUCCUGGGCAUAACACUUGUGUCUGGCCAGGCCGUGAGCAAUGCUAAGAAGAUGGGGUGGCCCCUCAAAGAAGUCACAGCUGGUAUUUUUGAAGCUGAAGCCCCAGGGGGUUACAAGUUCUAUUUGGAAGACAAGGAACAGCUCAAACAAGAUCCUGUGCUAAAGGUAACCUUGGGUGUCUCGGAUCUGCAGAAGUCUGUUAACUACUGGUCUGAUCUGCUCGGGAUGAAAAUAUAUGAGAAGGAUGAGGCCAAACAAAGGGCUCUGCUGGGCUAUGCGGAUAACCAGUGUAAGUUGGAGCUGAAGGCUGUUGGAGGAGCAGUGGAUCACGGGACAGCGUUUGGGCGGAUUGCCUUCUCCUGUGCGAAGGAAGAGUUGCCAAACAUUGAAGCACUGAUGAAAAAGGAGAAUCAGAAAAUUUUGACACCUCUGGUCAGCUUGGACACACCUGGCAAAGCCACGGUGCAAGUGAUUAUUUUGGCUGAUCCUGAUGGCCACGAAAUCUGUUUUGUGGGAGAUGAGGCGUUCCGAGACCUGUCCCAGGUGGAUCCUAAUGGUGACAAGUUGUUAGACGAUGCCAUGGCGGCGGACAACAGCGACAAAUGGUUUGCUGCGCAGAAAAUGAAGAAAGCAUCUGCUUAG
Molecule: messenger RNA, 810 nt
Organism: Eurypyga helias (sunbittern)
Lineage: Eukaryota; Metazoa; Chordata; Aves; Eurypygiformes; Eurypygidae
Gene: GLOD4
Product: glyoxalase domain containing 4
Exons: 8
Source: RefSeq, a predicted model, not a curated record